This is a messenger RNA of Hemibagrus wyckioides, 1179 nucleotides long. It is a transcript of the gene snai3, whose product is annotated as snail family zinc finger 3. The transcript is spliced from 3 exons. The record is from RefSeq and is a predicted model, not a curated record. Gene Ontology annotation, molecular function: DNA-binding transcription factor activity, RNA polymerase II-specific; RNA polymerase II cis-regulatory region sequence-specific DNA binding. Gene Ontology annotation, biological process: regulation of DNA-templated transcription. NCBI's taxonomy places the organism in Eukaryota, Metazoa, Chordata, Actinopteri, Siluriformes, Bagridae. The coding region runs from base 105 to 950 and encodes 281 amino acids.
CUCUGGUCAUAAACUCUGAUUCUUCCCAUGCUGGCAUGCUGAGAAAGGAGUCACCUCUGCUUUAAAAGAAAAAAAAAGUUUCUUAAAACUUCUAGGAUAUUAAGAUGCCUCGAUCUUUCCUGGUGAAAAAACACCUCAGUCACAAGAAGCCCAACUAUGGCACGCUGGAUUCACAGAGUGGUGAUCCUCACACACAAGUGAUCCCUGUGCUGUCCUCGUGCUCCAAACUCACCUCUCCUUAUCCUGAUGAAAGUUUUAUUCCUGGGCUACUGAACCAAGCCAUAAGGUCAGCGUCACAGAUGAGCUCUAUUUGUGCCGUGAUUGAACCGCAGCCUUUACAGGACUCCAGACUGCUUUCAGAAGGACACGCUUGCACCCGAGCUGUGAGUCAGAGCCCACUGAGAGCCUGUGAGCCUGCAGCACCUCAGCGUCAUCAGAACAGCAAAGCUUUACAGGACAGCGUGGUGUCUGAUGUUACCGUUUCCCUGUUAGGACUUGCUUCAAAGGCCAACAUCCAGGAACACUUUGAGUGUUUUGACUGUCAUAAAACCUAUUUCACCUUCUCUGGCCUGGCCAAACACAGACAGCUCCAGUGUGAGUGGCCGUGUCAGAAAUACUUCAGCUGUAAGUACUGCGACAAGGAGUAUGUGAGCCUCGGCGCUCUGAAGAUGCACAUCCGCACACACACACUGCCAUGUGUGUGUAAGCUGUGUGGGAAAGCCUUCUCCCGGCCCUGGCUGCUUCAGGGACACAUACGCACGCACACAGGUGAGAAGCCAUUCUCAUGUCCUCACUGCAGCCGGGCAUUCGCUGAUCGCUCAAACCUGCGCGCUCAUCUGCAGACACACUCGGACGUUAAGAAGUAUCAGUGCAGGAGCUGCUCAAAGACAUUCUCCAGAAUCUCUCUUCUGUCCAAACACGAGGAGGCUGGCUGUUGCCCGACAUCCUGAUGGUCAAGCACUACCUUCUAUCAUCACACCAUGACACUCGAGUCCCUGGUUUCUCUCAGCUCACCUGAACCCCUGCUGAUGUUUAUAUAUGAGAGGAAACUGAAAGUCUGCACUGUAUUAACUCAUUUUAGAGACACUGUUGCUUUAAGAUUUGUAUAAUUGUAAGUGUUUGUGUGUAAGUGACUUGCAUGUCUCUAUUUUUUUUUUUGAUCUUCUGUUCAAGAUUUUG